This is a messenger RNA of Staurois parvus, 1305 nucleotides long. NCBI's taxonomy places the organism in Eukaryota, Metazoa, Chordata, Amphibia, Anura, Ranidae. The record is from the annotation of a GenBank genome assembly.
UCUACAUUCUGCUCCCACGUUCUGCUCUCUCGUUCUUUCUUCUCCUUUUCUGCUCCUACAUUCUGCUCCUACGUUCUGCUCCCACGUUCUGCUCCCACGUUCUGCUCCCACGUUCUGCUCCCACGUUCUACAUUCUGCUCCCACGUUCUGCUCUCACGUUCUUCUCCUUGUUCUGCUCCCACGUUCUGCUCCCACGUUCUGCCCGCCUCUCAUUGUUUCUCUUCAGGAAUCACUCAGGAGAAGAUCGAGGAGUCACGUGCCGCCACUGAGAGAAGAAUGAUGAGCGACAUUCAGCAUCUGGUGGAGUCGGGGGGGCCGAGGUGAACGCUCAGGAUGAGUCCGGCACCAGUUUGCUUCACAUCGCAGCAGCCAAUGGUUACCUGGACACUGCCGAGCUGCUCCUGGAUCAUAAAGCCGCGGUGAACGCCAGGGACUGCGAUGGGUGGGAACCGCUCCACGCCGCUGCCUGCUGGGGGACAGAUCCAGCUGGUGGAGCUGCUUGUCGCUCAAGGCGCCGACCUGAAUUCCAAGUCCUUGCUGGACGAGACGCCACUAGACGUGCGGAGAUGAAGACGUUCGGAACAAACUGAUGGAGCUGAAACACAAACAUGACGCCAUCAAGAAAUCCCAAGACAAGCACAAGAGCGCCCUCCAGAGGAGAACGUCGAGUGCGGGCAGCCGGGGGAAGGUGGUACGCAGGGUGAGCGUCACGGAACGCACCAAUCUGUACCGGCGGGAGGACACCAGAAGGAGGCCAUGGUGUGGCAGCAGAGGGGGGCCCGGGAGAGCGAGAUCGAACUUCAGGACGAAGAGGACGACAAAUCCACCAGCACAGAACCCAAGCAACCGCCCCGCAGAUGGAGUCGGACCCCCAGAGGCCGGGGGGGGGGGGAGGCAGAAGAUGGCGGUGUGGCGGCGGCAGAGACCCGGGUGAAUUCUGUUCCGGUGUCGCAGAGGAAUGGCAGCGUUCGCUCCGCCCCCAGACACACCUUCUCCAAGCGCCUGGACCGCAGCGUGUCUUACCAGUUGGCCACGCAGGCGGAGCUUUGCCAGGACCUGAGCCACGAACGCUCCCACCACACUCGCCGAGCUGAAACGGAGCGGGCGGCGGCCAAGCUACAGCGACAGGCUCCACCCCUGCCCAGCACCGAGAACCCCGCCCAAGCGCAAGACUCUACUGAGCUGGCUCCGCCCAAUCCCGUCUAUUACACUCCCUCCAGCGGAGAGCCGCCAUUGCUGAAACUCAUCGCUCCUGCGGAGGAAAGCACGCCGUCAGGGAAGAGACCUUGCUGUGGGGUCAUGUGA